Cicer arietinum (chickpea) is the source of this 3310-nucleotide messenger RNA. RefSeq lists its product as uncharacterized. Lineage: Eukaryota; Viridiplantae; Streptophyta; Magnoliopsida; Fabales; Fabaceae. The record is from RefSeq and is a predicted model, not a curated record.
CAAAUCAUUGCUCUUCAAAUUUCAAGAUACCAAUAACCAAUCUCUCCUUUGAUUUUUCUUUAUUCAUAUUUUUGUGAAUACCAAUUACAAUCACAAAAAUUAGUGAUUGAAAAAAAAAACUUGGUUAAUAAAGGGCGUUGAAUUUGAAUCUAUUACACCAAUUUGUAACAUGAGUUUUAGUCGAAAUUCGACACUGAGAAAUGGAGAUUCCUUGGAAGGAAUGUUGAAUGACUAUGUUGUUGGAAAAACCAAAAUGAAACCUCAAAAAAAUGGUUCCACAAAAUUUGUUGCAGCACUAACAUGUCUACAAUUUUUCUUUGCAGUAUAUGCAACAUUUUUAUUGUAUUAUAUGGGACCAUCAAUUGAUUUAAGAACAAAACCAGAUUUCACAAGAAUAGCACAACAUUGGAAACAACUCAUGAUCACACCACACACUGUAGGACAUUACCAAGAAUCUGCUUCUUCACUCAUUCAAGAAGAAAAUAAUCAAUUUCAACCCACAAUUCCUUCCCUUGUUUGUGAGAAUGAGAAAAUAGAUUUCUUGCAGAAGAAGUCAAAUGAUUCUCAAAUGAUAAAGAUAAAAAGAAACCUUUAUGAAGAGAUCAUGGAUUUCCAAAGUAAAAACAUUGGAACUGAGACACUUGAAGAGCUUAUGAAAAUGAAAUCCAAAUGGGAUAUAAAAGUUCCAAAUCAUAAAAAACCAAAAAUCACUGUUUUGUUGAACCACUUCAAGAGAAAAACACUUUGUUCUCAACUUGAUUCUUUGCUUCAACAAACACUUCCUUUUCAUCAUGUUUGGGUGCUUUCGUUCGGGAGUCCCAACGAGGCUUCGCUUAAGAAAAUCGUGGAAAGCUAUAACGAUACAAGAAUCAGUUUCAUAAGCUCAAGUUAUGAUUUUAAGUACUAUGGAAGGUUUCAAAUGGCUUUGCAAACAGAAGCUGAUUUGGUUUACAUUGUUGAUGAUGAUAUGAUACCUGGAAGGAAAAUGUUGGAGAUUUUGGCACAUGUUGCUGGGACUGAUAAGUAUAAGAACUCUGUUUUGGGAAGUAUUGGGAGGAUUUUGCCUUUUAGACAGAAGGAUUUUACUUUUCCAAGUUAUAGAAAGUUUAAGUCUAAAGAAGCUGGUUUGUAUUUGCCUGAUCCUGCUUAUGAUAUCACUAUUGAUAAAAUUGUGCAGGUUGAUUUUCUUUCAAGUUCUUGGUUUUUAUCUGCUGAGCUUGUUAAAACACUCUUCAUUGAGACACCUUUUACCUUCUCUACUGGUGAAGAUCUACACCUCAGCUAUCAGCUUCAAAAGUAUAGAAAUGCAGGGUCAUUUGUUCUACCAGUAGAUCCAAAAGACAAAGAAACAUGGGGUGAUAGUGAACACAGACUAGCAUAUGUAUCAGAAACCACAGUAAUAUUCAAGGACGUAGUUCAAGUAAGAGAUGAUCAAUGGUGGAAAGCACUUUCAUCAGGUUACAUAACACAAUGGGCAGCAAUGAACCCUCAAAAGAUUGAUGCACUUUUCUAUGCUCACACAGUUGAUGAAGUGAAAGCACUUUCACCCCUCCUUGAAAAAUUCAGGACAACAGUUGGCAAAAAGGCCUACAUAGUUGUCUCUGGAGGUACCUUCUGUCCUUGUGAACAUGCUGCUAAGGCACUCAAAUGGCCUUUCUUGGUGUGCAAGGAACGUAGAUUUAAGAUAUUUGAUUUGGACAUUGGUGCAAUUUCUUCUGAGGUGUCAAACUCUGAGGCACCUGUUAUACAAGCUGUGUAUUCUAGCUUGAAGGGUUUGAUUAAGAUUCAUAAUCCAAGUGUGGUUAUUGCUGUGGAUGAUAUUGAUGAUAAUGUUAGAAAGGCUUUGAAGAUGGCUUCAGAAACUAAUUCAAAUGGUACUGCAUUGGUUCUUUUGCCUAAGCCUUCUGUUUCUAAAGUUCUUUGGAUGGCUGAUUUGAGAUCAACAGCAUUGCCAAAUUGGAACAAAAUGAGGCUUACAAUCAGUAUCAUCACACAAAACAGGGUCAACUCACUAUCAAGGCUACUGAAAUCUCUCUCCAAUGCAUACUAUCUUGGAGAUGAAGUUCCAAUUACCUUCAACAUGGACAGUAAGGUAGAUGAAUCAACUAUAAAACUAGUAGGUUCAUUUAAUUGGCCACAUGGACCAAAAACACUAAGAAGAAGAAUCAUACAAGGUGGUCUAAUAAGAGCAGUAAGUGAAAGUUGGUAUCCAUCUUCAGAUAAUGACUUUGGUUUACUCCUUGAAGAUGACAUUGAAGUCUCACCUUAUUACUAUCUAUGGAUCAAAUAUGCACUCAUGUCAUAUCACUAUGACCCUCAAGUCUCUCUCCCUGAACUCUCUUCCAUCUCCCUCUACACACCAAGAAUUGUUGAAGUUGUCAAAGAAAGACCAAAAUGGAAUGCAACACAAUUCUUCAAACAAAUCCAUCCAAACACACCUUACCUUCAUCAAUUACCAUGUAGUUGGGGAGCAGUGUUCUUCCCUAAACAUUGGAGAGAAUUCUAUGUUUACAUGAACAUGAGAUUCACUGAGAAUGCUAAGGAAAACCCAGUUCAAAUUCCAAAGUCUAGAACAAAUGGUUGGCAAGCUUCAUGGAAAAAGUUUCUUAUAGACAUGAUGUAUUUAAGAGGGUAUGUUAGUCUUUAUCCAAAUUUUCCACAACAAGCUAGCUUUUCAACUAAUCAUAUGGAACCAGGUGCACAUAUAAGUGCAAAAGAUAAUGUUGUUAAGCAUAAUAAACAGGAUUUUGAAGUUCCAUUAUUGAAAGAUGAUUUUAGAAACUUUUUGCCUGGAAUGAAAAUGCCAUCAGCUUCAAAGCUACCAUCUUUGAAUCUCUUUAAUCAACCUGUUUCUCUUAAAGGUCUUAAAUCUGCUGGUGCUAAAUUGGGACAAGAUGUGCUUAGAUGUAACAAUGUUACUGAGAUUGUUGCUGUUGAUCAUCAUACUGGUCUACCACACCACUGCUCAAAGUUCUGAAAAUCUUGCAUUACACCCUCGUGGGUUUUAUUAAUCAAUUAUUUAAUUAUUCUUUUAUGUUUUUCUUUAUAUUUGUUCAUCUUUCAUUGUAGUUAAGGAAUUGUUUAUGUUUUAUUUAUGAAGAGCAAUUUUGCUAUCAAGGAAAUAACCAUAAUGAGGUAACUCAAUAUGCUUCCAAUAAAGACAAGAUAAAGAGGUCUUUGUCCAAAAUGCAAUUGUAAUUAAUUGUUGAUUGUAUUGUUAUGCUAAAAAAAUUAUGCAUAAGUAAAAUUACUUAAAAAUUAGUGUUCUCUUGAUUAUUUGUUAAAAGGAUCAAGCAUCUAAUUAAGGCUA